Messenger RNA from Nasonia vitripennis (jewel wasp), 1997 nucleotides. Its product is annotated as GATA zinc finger domain-containing protein 4-like. Bases 143 to 1627 code for a protein of 494 amino acids. The transcript is spliced from 7 exons. NCBI's taxonomy places the organism in Eukaryota, Metazoa, Arthropoda, Insecta, Hymenoptera, Pteromalidae. The record is from RefSeq and is a predicted model, not a curated record.
UAUUUAUCAGGCUCUCGCUGUCCCUACUGCGAGUUCGUUUACGGCAGUAUCUCGACGCACCUAGGCGUAUUUGGAUCUCUUUAUAGUGUGUGCUCCGAUUGCUAGUUUAGGAUCUUAUGUGCGUCUAACGUCGAUAUUCGAUAUGAUUGAUUGCAAAAGCAAUGAGAGCGUCGUCCCUGCAGGCGACAACGAGUCGAAAAAUUAUAGCACCUUUGACGUGGUUCUUAGUCAAUUUGAGCGAUUUCACGUUGACAGCCAGCAAGCAAAACAUAGCGCAUUUAAAAUGGAAAACUGCAGUGAACUUGAUACCACGGGUAUACACUUCGAGGAUCUAGCGGUCUCCAUAUCAACAAUGGACUUCGCUAAAAAAGAAACGCUCGAAAUACGCACUUUUAGAACACUAAAAUCUGACAGUUUCUCUCUGCACAAGCUACACGACGAAAAGUGUCCCACAAGUCCCCAUAAGCAUCGCAGACGAGCAACAGGCCGACACCGCAACCAUCGCCACUGGUCACGUUUCUGUAGCAUCAAGAACGUGCGAAUAUAUUUUAGCCAGCUUAAAAUUAACGAAUCUGCAGCUCUCAGCGAUGAUUCUUCCGUCAUAUUCGUUUCGGAUAUGAGUGUAAGCGAUGUUGAGAGUGUCAAUCUCGAUGAUGAGGACGCUAUCCUCGACGAGGACGAUGAAGAAUCAGUAGAUAACGAGAUGCAAGUGGUCAGUGAAACUAUCACUACUACUGAAAUAAUAACUAAAACAGAGGAAACAAUUUUGAAAGUUGACAAGUCUACGCAAACGUAUGAGAAUGAAUUUCCUGUACAGUCAGUCGCUAGCCCAGGUACCUUAGCACUACCCAGUAUGACGUCAACUCCUAAAAAAAAGAUCAACGUUCUCAGUGUUUCUGCUGUAAAUUGUUUGAAUAUCUCAGCAGCACGUGAUCCUACGCUUAGCCAGAAAUCAACGUCUAAUAUUCAGAGUGUUCCUUAUGUUUCUCUAGUGAACAUUAGAAAGAACCCAGCUAUCGAUUCCAUACACAAACUGAAUGCUAUCAAUAACAAUGAGAACACUGACAAGAAGACUGACAAGAACACUGCAUCUACUUCAGGCAAGAGCAACAAUUUAAAUACAGUUGACAAAAAUAAGAAAAAUGACACGAAAGAUUUGGCAACUAUUUCAAGCAAAAGUAAAAAUUUCAAUGCUGUUAAUGACAAAGAGAAUAGAGGCAAGCAUGAUACUGUAUCUAAAUCUAAAAAUGACAAAAAUUCACAAAGCUCUGUAAGGAGAACUUGGACAAAAAGCAGAUCGUACCAGAACCACAGGGUCCAGCCAUAUCAGCGUUACAACAAUUAUUACUCUGGAAGACAGAAUGAUUACGAUCGAUACGGAGGUCGCCGAAAUGACUACUACGAUAACAGCUCAUAUGGGUACAGAGGUCGGUACCGGAGCGAGUAUCAAACUAAUAAUCGCUACAAUAGUAAUCCGUACGGAUAUUGCGCUCCGUACAACAGUUAUAAUCCCCAGCAAAGUUGGCAAGUACAACAUUACACUUACCAAUUUAAAGAGCGUUUGUUUACCGGAUUCGUCCGAUUCAUGGAUUUUGUAUUUCAAUAUGAUUAUACUCGCCGUAAUUAGUGUUAGAUUCAAAGCGUCAAACGAGUUAUACAAAGACAAGUUGUAUACCUUAAAAAUUAGUAAAACUCAAAAGAUUAUAACGUAAGGAUACAUAACGUAGAAAGAUCACGCAGGUAUUGAUUUUUUAUAUCAAGUCUAUUUCUGUAUGUUAAACCAUGUUUUUACUUUUUGUUCGUUUACAAGCAUGUUCGUAUUUUUUUUAAAAGGAGGCUUCAAAAGCUCGAUGCAUCGUUAUUUUUUAUUUUUAUAAAACCGAUCCGAAAUAUUAAUGUUUCUAGAAACAUCGAUUGAAAAAAAUGUAUACCGAAUUGUGUGUUUUAUCGUGUCGACACGAAUAUACGAAAAAUUCUUCUGUAUAGAAAGGCAGCGA